Messenger RNA from Aspergillus japonicus CBS 114.51, 783 nucleotides. RefSeq names its product HpcH/HpaI aldolase family protein. Gene Ontology annotation, molecular function: aldehyde-lyase activity; phosphoric diester hydrolase activity. The coding region runs from base 1 to 783 and encodes 260 amino acids. NCBI's taxonomy places the organism in Eukaryota, Fungi, Ascomycota, Eurotiomycetes, Eurotiales, Aspergillaceae. Gene Ontology annotation, cellular component: cytoplasm. The record is from RefSeq and is a predicted model, not a curated record. Gene Ontology annotation, biological process: lipid metabolic process. The transcript is spliced from 4 exons.
AUGGCGACAUCACUCUUCAAUCCGCAAUUACGAUUGCUCAAUGCUCUCCGAGCCGGCGCGAAGCCGGUGAUGACCUUCUUAGGGCUUCCAUCCUUCCGCACAGCACAGAUCGUAGCCCAUACCGGUGUCGAUGGAAUCAUCAUUGACUGUGAGCACGGUAACAUCAGCGACGACGGCAUGCACAGCGCAACGGCUGCCAUCGCCGCCAUGGGCGUUUCGCCGCUGGUCCGGCUCCGAAUGACCCAUCCGGACCUCAUCAAACGAGCUCUUGAUGCAGGCGCGCAUGGCAUCGUCGUGCCCAUGAUCAACACCGCUGACGAAGCGCAGGCGGUUGUUGCACAUGCGAAGUUCCCGCCUCAGGGGCUUCGAGGGCAGGGGUCCGCAUUUCCCGCGAUUGCCCACGGCAACGACCUGCCGACAUACAUUAAGACUGCGAAUGACACACUCAUUACCUGCGUUCAGAUCGAGACCAAGUUGGGAGUGGAGAAUGUGGAUGCCAUCUGUGCUGUGCCGGGCGUUGAUAUGAUCUUCAUCGGCCCUAAUGACCUGGCACUAUCGGUCUUGGGCUAUGUCCCUGCUAAAGGUAAUGAGCCCGAGUUUGUCGAGGCGAUUGAGAAAAUCGUGGCGGCGGCCCGGAGGCAUGGGAAAUGGGUCAGUCGAUUGUCCAACAACGGGGCUUUAUGUAAAGAGCAUCUCAAGGUGUAUGAUACGGUGGCGUUGAGCUAUGAUAUUCGCGCAAUGCAGAACUGGUAUACCAGUGAGUUGCAGGUGGCAAGAUCAUAA